Messenger RNA from Gigantopelta aegis, 3487 nucleotides. RefSeq lists its product as uncharacterized. Gene Ontology annotation, cellular component: nucleoplasm; chromatin. The transcript has 2 exons. Gene Ontology annotation, biological process: positive regulation of DNA-templated transcription. The record is from RefSeq and is a predicted model, not a curated record. NCBI's taxonomy places the organism in Eukaryota, Metazoa, Mollusca, Gastropoda, Neomphalida, Peltospiridae. The coding region runs from base 129 to 2147 and encodes 672 amino acids. Gene Ontology annotation, molecular function: protein binding; ubiquitin-protein transferase activity; zinc ion binding.
CUUUAUAAUUGACGUCAUUGUGGUCAUGUAAUGACGUACAUACAUUAACGUAAAAAACAAAAAAGCAAGAAAAAAGCACUAACUGGGAAAACAAAACCCAAAGCAAUCUCGAACGUCAACUACAGACGAUGGCUCUAGCGAAUCGAGCUGACCGUGAGAGACGUCACCACUUCCUCCAGAACGUUCACCCGCAGGAACAGGUGAUGACGUGCACGAUCUGCCUGGACACGUUUAGGAGCCCCAAGUUCCUGCCGUGCUUCCACACGUUCUGCAAGUCGUGCCUCGAGCAGCAGAUUGAGCGCACGUGCAGGUCGCAGCGCUUCCCGUGUCCGUUGUGUCGGACGAGCGUCAAGCUUCCGUCCGGCGGAGUAGACGGUUUCCAGACGAACUUCUACGUGCAGGAGAUCUUCACGAUCCUGGCCAGGUCAAGGGUCAGGGAGCCGCCGCGGGAUGACGACGACGAUGAUGAUGAUGAUGAUGAUGACGAUCGGGCAGUUUGCGAGUUCGAGAGAAAGGGGCUGGAGGAGGAAGAAGACGAAGAGGAGGAACAGCCGCAGGUCGUGUCGGAUCUCGUCUGCCCGAAGCACGCGCUGGACAAGGAGUGGCUGACGUCGUACUGCAAGCAGUGUCAGGUGCCGACGUGUGCCCGGUGCAUGUGCCACGACCACUAUGGACACGAGUCGGAGACGCUGUCCGUGGCCCUGGACGAGGCGCAGCGCAGUCUGUACACCCUCAACUUCCGCAUCCACCGCUUCCACAACCUGACGCGCGAGAUCAUCAAGGACCGCCAGCGCUACAUCGACAGCUACAUCUGGCAGCUGAGCUCCGUGGCUGACCAGAUCAACAGCAACGCCGACGACAUCAAGAUGACGGUGGACACGAGGAAGCAGACGCUGCUGCAGCUGCUGGAGAACCUGAAGGUGACUGAGGUGAACCGGGCAGAGGACCACGAGGCCGAGGUGGCCGACUACCUCCGGCGUCUGGACGAGGUGCGACAGCAGGUGGGCUACUUGACGAGCCACGCCAACGUCACCGACACGCUCACCUGCUACUGGCUGCUCAGGGACAAGGGCGAGCGCGUGAUGGCACUGAUGCCGAAGGCGAUCGACAAGUACAGCGUCGUGUACGACAGCGUGUUCGUCGACGGCAUGGAGAAGCGCAUCGAGGAGGCGCUCGGCUACCUGCACACGGAGAAGGACGAGCACUUCGACCGGCAGGUGGAGCCCGAGGUGCCGGACGACAUCGCCCAGGGCUCGCCCGUCACCAGUCGCUUCGUGGACGCCAUGCCCGAGGUGACGUCCAUCUACCUGGAGACGCUCAACGGGGAGACGUUCAAGCCUCGGGCGCAGAACGGCCGCAUCCAGAUGAUCGUGCCCGUGCGCACGGUGGGCGCCUGGGUCGGCUACGACUCCGGCAUCCCCUACAUGGACCUCGUCACGACGGCGGGACUGACGGUCCAGUCUAUCAGGGUGACGGGUCCCGUGACCGACGCCGCCGUCCUGGAAGACGGGCGGCUAGUCGUGGCUCGCACCAACCCGCACCGGCUGUCCGUCUGGGAGACGCGGGCUCGUCAGGCGAUCAGGCACGUCACGCACGUCCCUCUGUCCGUACAGCCUUUCGGAAUAGCGGCGAGGAGCGACCGGGAGGUGCUCGUGUGCGGCAAGGAUGAGAUCCUCGGCGAAUCCACUGUCUACGUCGUUCACUUAGACACCAGACUGGUCACGUGCCUCUUCAGAGAUGGCGUCGUCAAUCCACUGAGGUCGCCCAACAAGAUCGCCUACUACUGCAGCAGCAGCAGCAGCAGAAGCGAUGAUGGCGACGACGUCGUGUGCGUGUCCGACAGCAAACGCAGACAGGUCUACUUCUUCAACACGGAGGGCGAGUGCCUGAACGUGUUCCCGGCGAGAAAGUGCCCCUCGUGCCCGGAAGGAAUCUGCUUGGACAAGAGAGGAAACCUCGUCGUGGCGGACAAGGGCAACAACUCUGUCAUCGUCGUGACGACCAAGGGAGUGUUGGUCGAGAAGCUCGUACGUGGCGGUACGGGUCUGGCCGGGCCGCGGGCCGUCGCCGUCGAUGACGUGGGGCGUCUGUGGGUUGGCGAUUCGGGCGGAUACAUCUCGGUGUUUUACAACCAGCUGCUAUAUUAGAGAAACUCAACGAAAAAGGAGACGGCCACGUGUUCUCGUAUAUACUGACAGAAGGAAUUUUAAAAAUGGGACGUAGAGGAACUCGACACACAACUUUGUACAAUAAGCUGAAAUAUAUAAUAUUUAUAGGUCUUGUUUUCCCGCCAGAUUAAAUUACAUAAAGUAACAAAUGACGAGAUAGCUGGAACUACGUAAAAGAUACGACCGUAGGAACGACAUUUCUACUUGACAGGUUAUUACAGAAGCGAGGAACAUUUAUCGUUUAGCAUCAGGAAACAAUAUAGUAAUGGUUUGGGUGGGAAAUUUCCGCCGUUUUUCCGAUGUUUAUAUCUGUUAUUUUUAUUAAGGUAUAGAGAGUCAUUUCAGAAUAAAAAAUGCUUAGACAUAAACAGUGUACACACGAUUUGCAAUCUGACUGUAAGUACGUCUGAUAUUCUUAUCAAGACGUUUGACGAAAGGCCUCUUUAGAAAGAUAAUGUUCCCAAUCUGGUUAAAAUCAACUCCACUGGUCUGUAACUAUUACCUGUGAUCCGAUUUCAAUCAGAUUGAUGAUGUUCCCCACACUGUAUGCACGCCAUUGUGACAGAUAACUUUGGCAUAUCACGUAGAUAGUUGUGAUAUUUAGAAGACCAUAGCAGACAGAUGGCUAAAUGGCAUUCUUCCCGAAGGCCAAACAAAAAAAUAUGUAUGGUCCUGGUUACAUGGAUGGGGGGCGGGGUUAGGUAGGUACUAGGUAGAUAGGCUAUAACUUUUUAUUUUUUUAUUUUUUUAAAUUCCUAAAAUCUGUCAAGCUGGUCUUGAUAAAGAGAAGUAAUGUAACAUUUCAAACAAAUGUCGCAUCUUCGCACUGUUUUGAAGAUCGGUAGAAGUGUACAGAAAUGUUUAGGGUUAGCGAAAAUGUGAAACAAAUAAAUAAUAGGGUCGGUCGGGUAACCGGAACCACACGUAUUGCUUUAUUUGGCCUAAUAUAUUUCUUCAAAUAUUUCUGUUGGACAGCGUGAUUUAGCGGGAAUUUCUUCUCCCAAUCGUGAAAUAUAGGCUAAGCAUUUUUGGCAAUAACGAAGUAGGCUGAGGUAUAUAUUUAAAAUAUCGCGUAAAUAUUAUUUACAACAUUUAUAUCUUUAAACUAUAUAAUUUCUAAAUAUUUAGGAUUUCUACAUGAAGAUAAAAUUCGCGCACGUGUAUUUUGUAGUUGUUUUAUCUUAGCAAUUUUCUUAAUAUUUUUUUUUUUACUGAUUUAAUGUUGACAUUUUUCUUCUUUAAUGUAACUAUUAGUAUAAAUUUGUAGUAGGUAUAUACACGUUCAUCAUAGUUGAAAAUAAAAUACAUACUUUGAAACA